AUGGAUAGCCUAUAUGGGGAUUUACCCCCCCCAGUAUCAAAUAGCAGCAGCAAACUUGGGAAAAAUAACGACAAAAAUGAAAAUGGUUCUUCCAGUGAAGCAAAUAAGAACAACUUUAUUGAAAUAAAUAAAUUUCUCAUCACACCAGCCAUUAUACAGAAGAAAAUUGCAAACAUAAAAAAUGUGAAUAAAGAAGUGGAUAGUGAGCAAAAUGACAGGAAAGAGGAGGCCGAGAAAUAUCGCAAGCAUAACCAUAUCAACGCAGGUGAAGAUAGCUGUGACAGUGACAUUUACGUCGAUCCUGAUGUAGGAGGACGUAAUGAAGAGAGGGCCACUUCACUGUGCGAAAAAAGUACUCCCAAUGGGGAGAAAACCCAGGGGAAGGAAGACACACACAUUGAAAAAAUAAUUAACAUAAACAAAUUAGUACAGGAUGACUUAAAAAAAAUCAGUGACAGACUGCACAAAAUUCAACGCAGUAAUAAUCGGCCUGAACAAAAUAUCUCCACAAAUCACCUGAACGGUCAGGUAAUUUCCGCAAAAGUGGAAAAAAUUAAAAACAUCGAAAUGAACAUAAAAAAGGCAAAGUUACAAGACCACAUCAGUGGCAGUGGUAGUAACAGAAACAACGCAGGUGUAGGGGAAGCAACAAGCCCUCCCACUGAAUAUUUCCAAACCGAACUGUACGAAAAAUACUUCAUUUCAAACGCGAAUGAAGAUUAUGAUCCGAACAGACCAAACGAUUUGAACAAAAUUAUAAAAGAAAGGAAAAGGAAAAAAAUAAUCAUGCUAGCUGCACAGAAGAAAAAGCUAGAAGAGGAAAGACAACUGGAAGAAGCAAACAAAAUGGACAGUAAAAAUGAACAUAAAGAAUAUGAUCGGAAAAAAAAUUAUUAUAAAUAUGACCAACCAAAUGGUGCCAUUGCUGGAAGUAAAUUCCCAUUCGAGUCUGAUCAUAACAGGAGUUACACAAAUAGUGGAAUGCCACUACUACAUGAUGCGGACACAGAACGGAAUAGGGGUAACCUAUAUAACCACUACGAUAUAAGCGGAAGGAACUUCGUUCCUAGAGGGGAUUACAACCCCAGGGAGCGCACCGAAUGGGACACACCUUCAUAUGACGAUAAAGAAUAUGGAAAGGACAAAAAAACGAGUGAGAAAUUUUACGAAAAUGUUAAUCGAACCAAAUUAUCAGAUCCAAGUAAUGAUGAUUACAAGAUGAAAAAUAAAGAAAUGGCAAAUGACACAAGUGGAGAGGUAGCCGCUCCAGUGAAAAAAGAUUUUGCUACAAGGAUGAUGGAAAAAAUGGGAUGGAAGAAAGGAGAAGGGUUGGGAAAAGACAAGCAAGGUAUUACGGCACCUUUAAUUCUGCAAAAGGUCGACAAGAGAAGUGGUGUAAUUGUGCAGGCACCUGAUAUUUUAAAAAAACAUAAAUCCGGUGAUGGUCAGGAGGACAAUAAUAAUGAUGGUAAUUCCUUUUCAAAAUCGAAUGCAAACUUAGCACAUUCUAAUAAUGCUCUAAGUAAUAACACGUCUAGGAUUAUUCGCCUGUCCAAUCUCGUCACCAAAGACGAAGUUGACGACACGCUCAAGGAAGAAAUAGAAGAGGAAGCCUCCAAAUUUGGAAACCUGCUAAACAUAAAUAUUGCUAUCGAUAAAAACUUAACUGAUGCCCAUGCCGUUAAAAUAUUCUGUGAGUACGAAUCGAACGAUCAGGCGCAGAAUGCUUUGAACACAUUCAAGGGUAGAACUUUCGCCGGCAGGAAAGUCGAGGCCAUCUUCGCCACCGAGGAGGAGUACCUCUCAUAUGAUAAAACCCCCUAA
This is a messenger RNA of Plasmodium coatneyi, 1824 nucleotides long. Its product is annotated as RNA binding protein. Bases 1 to 1824 code for a protein of 607 amino acids. The record is from RefSeq and is a predicted model, not a curated record. NCBI's taxonomy places the organism in Eukaryota, Apicomplexa, Aconoidasida, Haemosporida, Plasmodiidae. Gene Ontology annotation, biological process: mRNA cis splicing, via spliceosome. Gene Ontology annotation, cellular component: precatalytic spliceosome. The transcript has a single exon. Gene Ontology annotation, molecular function: RNA binding.